UGUUUUGUAAGGCCUGCCGGGUUAUACCACGUCCUUGUUGUCCAAUAUGGCGGGUGUGAGGACACUGUUAGUAUGGAUAGUUGUGGCAGAGUGUUGGAUACAGCUCAUAAAAGGGUCCUGUCCAGCAGGGAAAUUUGGAGACCUGUGUAGCUACUUUUGUCACUGUGGAAACGACUGUAACCGGACAACUGGGGUUUGUAGCAAGGUCUGUGAUAAAGGCUGGGUGGGAGGACAUGGAAAAACCUGUCAAAAAGAAAACGUGGCCUACAAUAAAAACGCAACGACUCCUUCUGGACUGUACCACCAUGACCCACCCUGGUCUGCAGACAAAGCUGUAGAUGGGAACCGGGACCAGGAUGUAUUCCACAACUCCUGUUUCCACGCUGGUCGGUAUCCGAGUGUGUGGAAAGUGGACCUGGGACAGCCGUACAAGAUACAUGACGUCAGGAUAUACAACCGGGCAAAAUAUAUUUUGAGAAUCCGAACCGCUGCUCUAUCUGUGAGUAACACAAGAAGCACCACGUCCAUCGUCCCCUGCUACACCUUCCCCUCCAACACUACAAAAGGCAACUCUGUCUACGACGUGACCUGUGAUGCGAUUGGACAAUACGUCACCAUCAAACACGGAACAGAGACACUAAAUCUGUGCGAGGUGGAGAUCUAUGUCUGCAGUCAAGGAACUUUUGGCGCAGAUUGUAACAAUUUCUGUCAUUGUUCUGUUGGACCCUGUGACCGAGUCAGUGGAUUUUGUACUGGUAACUGUAGACCAGGGUGGCAGGGACAAAGCUGUUCUGUUGAGUGUGAUCGGGACCAUUACGGAGUCAACUGUGACGAGACGUGUGGGAACAGGAAAUGUGCUGCUGAUACACCGUCACAGAUUGACUUAAAACUAGUUGUAGAACACUAAACAAUUCUGAGUAUUAAGGUACGACAAAAU
Molecule: messenger RNA, 937 nt
Organism: Haliotis rufescens (red abalone)
Lineage: Eukaryota; Metazoa; Mollusca; Gastropoda; Lepetellida; Haliotidae
Product: multiple epidermal growth factor-like domains protein 10
Exons: 6
Coding region: 47-907 (286 amino acids)
Source: RefSeq, a predicted model, not a curated record